Messenger RNA from Anolis sagrei ordinatus, 906 nucleotides. NCBI's taxonomy places the organism in Eukaryota, Metazoa, Chordata, Lepidosauria, Squamata, Anolidae. The record is from RefSeq and is a predicted model, not a curated record.
AUGAUAAUGGAAUCUCUUGAAGGAUCUGAGAUGUUCAUGGAACUCAUUGAAGUAUCUGAGAUGUUCAUCAAACACCUUGAAGGAUCGAAGAUGUUCAUGGAAUCUCUUGAAGGAUCUGAGAUGAUUAUGGAAUCCCUUGAAGGGUUGGUUUGCUCCAGAUUCUGUGGAAAAGGGAAGUCCUUCAUCCCAACAAAGCCCAAUCUAUUACUUUAUGGGAUAGAUGUUGGCGGUCUCCAUGUUCCUCUCUUUGGUAUCCAUCACAUAUCUAUGCUGAGGAGGGUUGGGAGGUUUUUGUCCUGCUAUGUGUCACUGUGGUUCGUCUUUGGAGAUGGAACCCAUCUGUCUGUCACUGGUCAGCCAGCUGUCCCUCCUUCGGUGUCUCUCUUCCCUCCAUCCCAGGAAGAGCUCAAGAGCAAGAACAAAGCCACCUUGGCCUGUCUGAUGGAUGGCUUUCACCCGGGUGUUGUCCAGGUUGAGUGGCUGGGUGAUGGCCGCACCAUCUCUACUGGUGUGGAGACCACCAAGCCUGUCAAACAGGGUGACAAGUAUAUCGCCAGCAGUUACCUGACUCUCAAUCGUUCUGAAUGGGAAGCCAAUGAGAGUUACAUCUGCAAGGUGACCCAUGAAAGCAAGACCAUUGAGAAGGUGGUCAGCCGGUCGGCAUGUUCUUAAAUGAUGGAUGUCUCAGUGGUGGCCCUAAGAUCUCUAUCUCCCAGGAACACAUGCUUCCUCCAUGGGGCCAAGUUAUUCUCCAGUUCCCACUUAAUUCUAGCUUUAUUGAUAAAGGCUGGUCUCUGUGCAACAUAGUUGAUUACCCCACAACUUCCCCUUACUUGUACUCCUUGGAACCACCUUUGUAUGUUUACCUUCCUGUGAUAACUCAUUAAUAAAAAUUGAUAUAUGUCA